Molecule: messenger RNA, 639 nt
Organism: Rotaria sp. Silwood1
Lineage: Eukaryota; Metazoa; Rotifera; Eurotatoria; Philodinida; Philodinidae
Source: the annotation of a GenBank genome assembly
AUGGCUUCAAAUCAUUUUGAUCAACUAAAACAACAUAAUACUCGAUUAUCGGAUAUGGUCAAAGAACCAAAACGGAUAUUACCACCAAUAAAAGGAUUUGAAAAUCUCGAACUUGUCUCAUUAGAAAAAGCUGUUGAAUCUCUAAUUUCAAUUGUACCUGAUAUUGAUCAAAUGGUUUAUAUAGUUAAACAAAAUUGUACUAAUCCUAAAGAUGAUCUUACUUCUGAUGAAUCAGCUUCAAUAAUGCUUUAUUCAAUGGAAUGGUUAUCACGAGAUAAUUCAUUUUAUUUUAUUCUAAAUAAAACUCUUCGUUCAGAAAAUCGUCAAUUAUUAAAACCAUGGUUUCUUUAUUUACGAUUAUUUAUUCAUUCUCUUUCAAAACUUCCAUCUUUUAUAGGAAAAACUAUUUAUCGUGGAAUAAAAAUGGAUUUAAGAAAUGAUUAUCCAAUAGAUAAAACAUUUGUUUGGUGGACAUUUUCAUCAUGUACAACUCAUAUAAGUGUUUUAGAAAAUGAAGAAUUUUUCGGUAAAACUGGCAAACGAACAUUAUUUACAAUUGAAUGUGAUACUGGAAAAGAUAUUCAUAAUCAUUCAAUGUUUCCAACAGAAAAUGAAAUUCUACUUAUUGCUGCAAGAUAA